AUGCUUAUGGCACUUACAAAUACACAAUUUCAAUCGAUAAUCAUAUUCCUUGCUUUAUCGAUUGUUAUUGGAAAUUCACCACCUUCUGGAGGAUUGACUGCCGAGGAGAAUCAAAAGCGGUUGGAUAGUUGUGGAGGAGAUGCACUUCCUACACCAUCUCGGAACACAGACGGUGUGUCGAUUUCUACGAAAACGAAGAUCGCCUGGUUGACUUGUGCCUGGAUAAAUGGUAUGAGCCUAACAACGGCAAGCAUCAUAUCUUCUCGACAUAUCAUCACUUCAUCUUUCUUGGUUAUUGAUGGAAUUAGCUGGAGAUGGAGUAUCAGUGGUGAACAAGUGAAAUUCAGUGAUUGCAUGAACGGGAUGGAUCUGGAAGUACCACAAAGAGAACGCCAAAGUAUAUAUUUGAACCAGCUGCCGACAAUUGGAGUAGCUAAUAUCGUUCGAGCUUUUAUUCUGGGGGUCUGUGAUCCAGAAAAAAAGACACUUGUCGGUCCUAGUCCCCCAUUUAGACUGAUGGUGGCGGAACUUGAUCAAAACUUGGAAGAAAAAGUUCCUUGUCUUGCAGAUGACACCACAGAGAUCUUACAUGGGUCUAUAUUUGAUACGUAUGGAUCCGCGCUUGUCCCUACAUACCAAGGCGCAAAAGAUGUUGACAUAACGCAUAGGAAGCUAAAACUCCAGCUCGGCAAAAAAUCCGACAACCCCGAUUUGAUGCUCACUGAGGCCUACCACGAUAACGCGACUUUUGCAGCAGCUCUGACCAAAAUCGACAAUAACAAAAGGUCCACAAUCAUUGGGAUUGGAACCCAGGGAAUCCCAAGAGGGAAAUAUCAAAAUACAUCCAGUUUUUUCAAUAUUGUGCACUACCAACAUCGCAUUUGUGAUCUUGUUGGAAUAUGCCCAAAGGGAACUGGAAAUUUGACACAAGCGGAAGAUACUGUACGAGCGGAAAACUGUGGAAGGGAUAAGCUUAAUCCUUCAACUCAAAUUGAAUCUUCUCUGGACAGCUUUGAUACAGUGAAUAUGCAGUUUAUUGACAGAAAGAUAUGGAUUGAGAAUCCAGAGAAGCACAAUCAUAAAUUGAACCAAUUCCUUCCCUACAUAAUCGAGAAUAGUGGAACUGGAGGAGCACUGGUUGAGAUCACGAAUGGACGAACACUAUUGUUAGGACUCGGAGGAUCCAACAGCAGAAAAGCAUCUGAUAAAGAAAUGUUCUAUAACAUGAUCAAGUUACAUGAUGCCUUGUGUCCGAUGGUCGGGAUCUGCAAGAAGGUGACUACUGUGAUUGUUCCGAAGACGACUACGACGACUACAACAACGACCACACCAUCACUCAAACCAUCUGCGACAUUUCAAAAUUCGAAAGCCAAUGCAACGACAAUAUCUGAUACUCCUCAACCCAUCACAUUUCCAACCAGCGCCCCGACCACGGCUCCAGAAUAUUCUGACCUACUGGAAAUUCCAAACCGCAGACCAGAAAUUGAUGUUGAUGAGGAGUAUGAGGAGUAUUUGGCACAGAAAAAGGCAUCUGAAGCGGAUUAUGUGGAUGUGGAUGAUGAUAUAGUAAUGCUUAUGGCACUUACAAAUACACAAUUUCAAUCGAUAAUCAUAUUCCUUGCUUUAUCGAUUGUUAUUGGAAAUUCAGCACCUUCUGGAGGAUUGACUGUCGAGGAGAAUCAAAAGCGGUUGAAUAGUUGUGGAGGAGAUGCACUUCCUACGCCAUCUGUGAACCGAACUGGCUUGCCACUUCCUAAGCAACCAACGAGGUUGGCGUGGUUGACUUGUUUGAUGCAUAAUAAUAGUCAGCACCGAAGGCACAAACAAUACAGUAACCCAACAACGGCGAGCAUCAUCUCCUCUCGACAUAUCAUCACCUCAUCUUCCUUGGUUAUUGAUGUGAACUGGAAAUGGCUUAAAAGUAAUGGACAAGUAAAAUUCAGUGAUUGCCCAAAUGGGAUGGAUUUGGAAGUACCCGAAGAAGAACUGAAAAGUUUAUUUUUGAACUAUCUGAUUAAGCCGGCUAGUGAAAAGGAUCAACGGGUAGCAAAGAUCGUUCGAGCUUAUAUUCUUGGAAUCUGUGAUCCAAAAAAAGGAUCUCUUGUUGACCCUAAUCCUCCCUUCAAACCGAUGGUAGCGGAACUUGAGCAAAACUUGGAAGAAAAUGUUCCUUGCCUCGCGGAUGCAGCUCUCACCAAAAUCGACAACAACAAAAGGUCCACAAUCAUUGGGAUUGGAACCCAGGGAAUCCCAAGAGGGAAAUAUCAAAAUACAUCCAGUUUUUUCAAUAUUGUGCACUACCAAUAUCGAAUUUGUGCUCUCGUUGGAAUAUGUCCAAAGGGAACUGGUAAAUUGACACCUGCAGAGGAUUCUACACGAGCUGAAAAUUGUGGAAAAGAUCAUCUAGAUCCGAGAGUGGCUAGUUCCGUAUUGUCUCAACAGUGGUAUGGCUCAUUAAAAUACAAAGGUUCCAAUAAUGUGUUCCCUGCUAUUAUGAUAUCUUCUCGACAUUUAUUGGCCUCCACAGAAGUAUUCAAAGACUACGAGCAGUUCUAUCAAAAAUGGAUUGAUAUGCAGUGUUCGGGAGGAACAUAUUACAAUGUAGUUUCAAAUCAAUUAUUGAGCCGUCUGGAAAUGACAAUUGCACAAUUCAAAACGCCUGCAACCUUCAUUCUCCGAGCUUACGUUUUAAGGUAUUGUGGUGCCACAUCAGUUGAUCAGAAGGGUCAUAUGAGCUACCCAAUGAUUUUGGAAGUAAAUCAAAAAUAUCAGGGCAGUCCUCCGUGUUUGUGGAAUGAUCCUGCGAUCCAACUGGAACCUUCUCUGGUUAACUAUGAUACAGCGAAUAUGAAGUUCUUUUACGAUGACAUAUUGCUUCCGAAUCCAGAGAAGUACACUCAUUAUAUUGACGUAAAUACCAAUCGCAGUGGAAGUGGAGGUGCACUGGUUCAGUUCACGGAUGGACGAAAAAUAUUGUUAGGAAUCGGAGGAUCCAACGAAAGAAAAUCACCUCAAACAAUAUGUUUCUAUAGCAUGGUCCUGUUACAUGAUGCCUUGUGUCCGAUGGUCGGGAUCUGCAAGAAGUUGACUACUGUGAUUGUUCCGAAGACGACUACGACGACUACAACAACGACCACACCAUCACUCAAACCAUCUGCGACAUUUCAAAAUCCGAAAGCCAAUGCAACGACAAUAUCUGAUACUCCUCAACCCAUCACAUUUCCAACCAGCGCCCCGACCACGGCUCCAGAAUAUUCUGACCUAGUGGAAAUUCCAAACCGCAGACCAGAAAUUGAUGUUGAUGAGGAGUAUGAGGAGUAUUUGGCACAGAAAAAGGCAUCUGAAGCGGAUUAUGUGGAUGUGGAUGAUGAUAUAGUAGUUAGUAGGGACUUCUUCACUGAUCGAGGAAAAGAAGGAAAAGUGGAACUAUCGAUUUUGUCUUUGAUUUCUGUUAUCCUUUUGUUUCAAUGA
Messenger RNA from Caenorhabditis briggsae, 3471 nucleotides. The record is from RefSeq and is a predicted model, not a curated record. Lineage: Eukaryota; Metazoa; Nematoda; Chromadorea; Rhabditida; Rhabditidae. The transcript is spliced from 15 exons. Bases 1 to 3471 code for a protein of 1156 amino acids.